Molecule: messenger RNA, 644 nt
Organism: Falco peregrinus (peregrine falcon)
Lineage: Eukaryota; Metazoa; Chordata; Aves; Falconiformes; Falconidae
Gene: ATP5MC1
Product: ATP synthase membrane subunit c locus 1
Exons: 5
Coding region: 127-534 (135 amino acids)
Biological process (GO): proton transmembrane transport; proton motive force-driven ATP synthesis
Molecular function (GO): proton transmembrane transporter activity
Source: RefSeq, a predicted model, not a curated record
AGGAUGCCGCGCGCCGCGGAGGGCGGCAGCCAAUGAGCGCGGAGGACGCGGGGGCACACGGCAAGGUGAGCCUCUCGCAGCCGCCGCCGCCGCAGCCCUGAGCGGACCCCGCGCAGAUUAAGCAAAAUGCAGGCUCCUUUGGCUCUCCUCAGCUCUCCAGCUCUGUUCCGGUGCUGUUCCAGGGCCCUGGCCAGACCAGUUUCAGUGUCUGUUUUCAGCAGGCCGGAGGUUCAGACUGUACAGCCAGCUGGCAUUUCCUAUCCACAGCUGACCCGCCGUGAGUUCCAAACCAGUGCCGUUUCCAGGGAUAUUGACACUGCUGCUAAGUUCAUUGGUGCUGGUGCUGCCACAGUUGGGGUGGCUGGUUCAGGAGCAGGCAUUGGGACAGUGUUCGGCAGCUUGAUCAUUGGCUAUGCCAGGAAUCCAUCUCUCAAGCAGCAGCUUUUCUCCUAUGCCAUCCUGGGCUUUGCCCUGUCUGAGGCCAUGGGUCUCUUCUGUUUGAUGGUGGCAUUCCUUAUCCUCUUUGCUAUGUGACAACUUCUGGUCCUGGCUGCGGCUUCCAUCACUCUGUCCUCUGCGGUUUGAGUCUGCUUCCAUCAGAGCGUUCCAGACUGACAAUUAAAGAAAAGAUUUCUCUAAAUAAA